ACAUGCCUGUUUUACGGAGAUGGUGGUGCCUGUUGCUUUUGGAAAACAACACCUUGAACAGUUAUGGAAAAGUCUUUGCCCACUGGACCAAGGAAUGCCAGGAGCUCCUUGAGGGAAAGCAUGCUCCAGUCUUCAGGCUGAAGAGGAAGGCUGAGCAGGACACUGAGGAAACCAUGGCAGAGAGGGCCUCUGAUGAAGAGUGUGCAUGGCUGACCCAGAGAGAUUCUGUUUUCCAGACAUCACGAAACACAGGACAGAGACUGUUAUACCCAGAUGCUGAGUCUCUGGAAUGGAUCCAGUGCCAGAUGUGCAAGGGCUGGCUGCACAAAGAAUGUGCGGGAAAAGAUAUCAACGAUGACUCAUUCAACUGUGGAUGCACAGAUAUCAGUGAACGACCAAGCAUCAUGGAUACUGUUGAGAAAGGACGGAUUCUGGCAGUGUUUUCCAAGACACAGAUCAAGAGCUUACAUGAUGAUCUCAUCAAUGGAAGCAUCCGUUCGAACAGGAUGUAUCUUUGGCAGGAUCCCUCCACCUCAAUUAACCUCAAACAGCAUCUAAAGCUAAGGGCGCUGAAUUUUAGUGACCAGCGGAUCUUUGAGCUCCUGAGGAUGAUUGAGGAGGCCACAGGCAUAGGAGAAAAGAUAAAGAGAGGGGAGAUAGGACUCCUGGAUUUUGUCUUUGAUGUGAUGCUCCCAGAGAUAUUGAUCAAAAUCCUUCAAGAAGGCAUGACGAGGCUGAAGGCAGAGAUCACGAUGGCCAGUGGCAGCCUCUUUUAAGCCCCUCCACCACCACCUGCUACCACCCACCCCCAAGAGAUCACGAUGGCCAGUGGCAGCCUCUUUUAAGCCCCUCCACCACCACCUGCUACCACCCACCCCCAAGAGAUCACGAUGGCCAGUGG
Molecule: messenger RNA, 901 nt
Organism: Epinephelus moara (kelp grouper)
Lineage: Eukaryota; Metazoa; Chordata; Actinopteri; Perciformes; Serranidae
Exons: 8
Coding region: 3-776 (257 amino acids)
Source: RefSeq, a predicted model, not a curated record